AUUUAAUAAAAAAAAAAAAUACCGCAUACUCAUACAACAACGGAGAAAUUUUCAACCCAAAUCGAAUCGAUUUCCUCCUCAGUUUUCGUUGCUUGCAUUUUUAUAAUAAACAAUAUCCGGUUAAGGACGAAAAUCUGUUGCGCUGGCGAAUCGAUUCAAUACGGUGCCCGUCAUAAUGGAAGGGCCGGAAGUAACGUUCCUUUUUCAAUUUGGAAAUAUACGUGACGGGAUAUCCGUUCCAUCGACAUCAUUAACUUUGAAAUCGCUCAAGGACAUGGCAUGUGAAUUUAUCAAUUCCAAGGUACCAGGCAACGGGUUGACAUAUUUACCCGAACGUGUACUCCUGUUCAGGCACGAUUACAACAGUCCAAAUGUCCUGCACAUUGUUAACUCGGCUGCAGAAAUUGUCGAUGAGACACUUGUGGAAAUCGUUCUGACAGCCAGCCCUUUGAGAUAUCCAAGCACUGAAGUACCAACCUUGAAGCCACAUUCACUAAAUGUUCACUCAUACAAAGCGCCCACGUUUUGUGAUUUCUGUGGAGAAAUGCUUUUUGGUUUGGUUCGACAAGGACUCAAGUGUGAUGGAUGUAGUCAAAAUUAUCACAAACGUUGUGUGGUUAAAAUUCCAAACAAUUGUAGCCGCCCCAAUGACACAUCAUCAUCAAGACGUUCAUCAACUCUACAACCACCACGUAGUCCAUCGGGUGGUUCAACUAAUUCGUUAAUAUCUGAAGAUGCUGGUGGCAAAAAUGAUUCCGGGACAUCGCUGAACGUCCCACACAAACGCCACAAUCGUUCCCCCUCGAAUAGCAGUAGCGGUGGCCGCUCUACCACAGUAGUUGGCAACACUUUUUACACCGGUCAUUCAUAUCAGGACAAAAUUCGCAUACCCCAUACAUUUAUGGUUCACACAUAUGGCAUCCCCACCGUGUGUCAAUAUUGUAAGAAACUUUUGCGAGGAUUAUUUAAACAAGGACUCCAAUGCAAGGACUGCCAAUAUAAUGCUCAUAAAAAAUGCAUGGACAAAGUGCCACAAGACUGCACGGGCGAAGGCCUUCAACCCAAUUUGCCCGCCGAAUUCAACGAAAGCAACAAUGCGACAGCCGCUGGCCGGGAACGUGAUAUGUUCUUCCGCGAUGAAUUCGAUGACAGUGAUUUUGAUGACAAUCCGACAACAGACUUUAGUAGGAAUUCCUAUAAUAUAAGACGACAACGAAACAACAAUACUCAGGCACCUGAGUUAAAUGGUUAUAAUGUUGGAUCACCAGCAUCGGAUUCGGGUGGAGGAGGAGGUGGCGGAGGUGGCAGUGGUGGGAGUGGAAUGGGUGGAGUUGGUGGUGAACCUAGAGACCCAGCACUUAAAGAUGCCCACUCGGAAUCCAGCUCCUCGUCAUCGCCGAGUGCCAAUAUCCCAUUGAUGCGAAUUGUGCAAUCAGUUAAACAUACCAAGAAACGUGGCGGUCAAGCCAUCAAAGAAGGCUGGCUAGUGCAUUUCACUAAUUUGGACAAAACCGUGAAGCGUUACUUUUGGCGUUUGGAAGCGAAAACAAUCACCCUGUUCAUAUCGGAACAGGGCAGUAAAUAUCAUAAGGAAAUUCCUGUAAAUGAAAUUAUUUCAAUCGACAGUAAUCGAAGUGUCAAUAGCGACCGGAAUUACUGUUUCGAGAUUCGAACAGCAAAUGUGGAUUAUUUUGUUGGACAAGAUCCAUUGGUCGGGUGUCAGAAUGAGCCGGUGCGACUUCCGCCGGUAGAUAGUGGGAUCGGAACAGAUGUUGCCAAAAAUUGGGAGACAGCCCUCAAGCAAGCGAUGGUGCAUGUUUCAAAUACACAAUGCUGUGAAUCCGAGGAAAAUGUUCAAGACAUGGGCCAACUGUAUCAAAUAUUUCCCGACGAAGUUCUUGGAUCCGGUCAAUUUGGUGUUGUCUAUGGUGGUGUUCACAAGAAAACACGACGUGAAGUCGCAAUCAAAGUUAUUGACAAACUAAGAUUUCCCACCAAACAAGAAGCUCAACUUAAAAAUGAAGUUGCAAUUCUCCAGAACAUAUCACAUUGUGGUGUUGUGAAUCUCGAAAGAAUGUUUGAAACUCCCGAAAGGAUAUUCGUUGUAAUGGAAAAACUGAAAGGUGACAUGUUGGAAAUGAUUCUAUCCAGUGAACGUGGUCGACUUUCUGAACGAGUUACGAAAUUUCUCAUUACACAAAUUCUCAUUGCAUUGAAACAUUUGCAUAGUAAAAAUAUCGUACAUUGCGAUUUGAAGCCUGAAAAUGUCCUGCUCUCAUCGGAUGCUGAAUUUCCACAAGUGAAACUUUGUGAUUUCGGUUAUGCAAGAAUUAUUGGUGAGAAGUCAUUUAGGCGUUCAGUUGUUGGUACUCCUGCUUAUUUGGCUCCUGAAGUUCUUCGAAAUAAAGGUUAUAAUCGCUCAUUGGAUAUGUGGAGUGUGGGUGUUAUUAUUUAUGUUAGUUUGAGUGGAACAUUUCCAUUUAAUGAGGAAGAAGACAUAAAUGACCAAAUUCAAAAUGCUGCAUUCAUGUACCCACCUAAUCCUUGGAAGGAAAUCUCAUCAAAUGCAAUCGAUCUGAUCAACAAUCUCCUCCAAGUUAAACAACGCAAACGAUACACCGUCGACAAAAGUCUCCAACACUAUUGGCUUCAGGACAAGCAAACUUAUCACGACUUGCGAAUUUUGGAAACUCAAGUUGGUCCACGUUAUUUGACCCAUGAAGCGGAUGACAUUAGAUGGGCUAGCAGCGGUGACCUUUGACCUGAGCCAUCGUCUUGACAACAGCAAAGAAUGGAAACCUGUAGCUGUAGCAGCUUGCCGGGAACACCAAAAUACGAGGCGAUCAGUGAUAAGGCCCUAAAAUGGGUGCGAGGGCGUCUCUGUCGUCAUGUUAAAUAAAAUUUUAAUAAAAAAAAAAUAAAUAAAGAACAAAAAAAUAUGAAACAAAAAACACACCUAUCGAACAAAAUGACACUCAAUUAAACUUAUAUAAUUGUAGUUAGUUUAUUAUAGACUUUUAUUUACUUUAAAUUAUUAACAUUUUUUUUAUUAUAUAUAAUUUACACUCUCCUCUUCCAAUAUAAAAAUAUAUA
Messenger RNA from Episyrphus balteatus (marmalade hoverfly), 3093 nucleotides. RefSeq names its product serine/threonine-protein kinase D1 (gene PKD). Gene Ontology annotation, biological process: protein phosphorylation. The transcript is spliced from 9 exons. Gene Ontology annotation, molecular function: ATP binding; protein serine/threonine kinase activity. The coding region runs from base 176 to 2761 and encodes 861 amino acids. Lineage: Eukaryota; Metazoa; Arthropoda; Insecta; Diptera; Syrphidae. The record is from RefSeq and is a predicted model, not a curated record.